Aspergillus homomorphus CBS 101889 is the source of this 1008-nucleotide messenger RNA. Its product is annotated as thioesterase family protein. The transcript has 2 exons. Bases 1 to 1008 code for a protein of 335 amino acids. The record is from RefSeq and is a predicted model, not a curated record. Lineage: Eukaryota; Fungi; Ascomycota; Eurotiomycetes; Eurotiales; Aspergillaceae.
AUGGUGGCGCCUCCGCACGGAGCCGCCUUCGAGACCGCAAUCCAAGUGACCCCUAUUGAUUCACAUCAUUACUCGGCCCAGCUUCAGCAGGACUGGUGCAUUGGAACCGUGCCCCAUGGCGGUUAUACUAGUGCCAUCCUCUACCGUCUGGCGCUGACACACUUUGCCCAUACGCAUCCGCAGCAAUAUCGUGGCUCCGCCACGCCGAUCGCCCUGCAACUGACCUUUCUGCGACGAACAGCGGUGGGAGAGGCCUUGUUGACCGUGGAGGAUGUGAAGAUCGGGUUACGGACGAGUACAAUCCACGUGACCCUAUCGCAGUGUAAAGAUAAGGGGAACAAGACACCGUCAGGGACCGGACAGGAGGAGCCGGAGGUCAAGAUAGCGGGAUAUAUCACAGUCAGUCCGGCUUAUGCUGAGGUGGGGUUGACAACUCCAACAGGGUGGACGCCCUUGCCGGUGCCAGCGCAGGGAUCGCGGGCAGAUGGGGGAGUUGACCUAGUGACAUUAGGGAAGACUGGGCGUGAUGGCGAGUGGGAGCGGAUCAAGCUGCCAUUUCCUGAGUUUCGGCGCGCGACGCAGCAUGUUGACUUAUACAGCCCACGGCAGCCCAAGACCAUGGCGACUGUGGACCAAUGGGCCCGACUUCGACCGGGAGGGGACCAGACGGCGCGCUGGUCGAACGAGGCGGUCGUGUAUCUGACGGAUACGUUUCCCGUGGCGUUGUCUGGGCUGGACCGAAUGGCUGCCACGGCAGAGGGCGAUGGCGAAGCUGGCGGCCGGCAUUGGUAUCCGACGGUGGCUUUGAAUAUCGAUCUCAAGAAGCGAUUACCGGCUACGGGCGAGGAGUGGUUGUACAGUCGGGUGCAGACGGUGUCAGUGCAGGACGGUCGAACGGAUCUCGGGGUGACGGUGAUGGAUGCAACGGGACAGGUCGUGGCCGUGGCGACGCAGGUGGGCUUGGUGGUGAGUGCUAGCCGUAAUGUGGGCCAGCGGCCGAGAUUGUAA